Lineus longissimus is the source of this 2586-nucleotide messenger RNA. RefSeq names its product keratin-associated protein 4-3-like. Lineage: Eukaryota; Metazoa; Nemertea; Pilidiophora; Heteronemertea; Lineidae. The record is from RefSeq and is a predicted model, not a curated record. The transcript has 4 exons. Bases 96 to 962 code for a protein of 288 amino acids.
ACAUAUAGGACGUGACAAUUCAGUUUAUAUAUGUUCUGUGACCAGUUUUGCGCAGUACAGUUAAAGGAAAAGAACGACUGUUCCGACUUGAAGCUAUGGCCGGAUAUUUCACACGAAACACACUGAUUUUGGUCGCCAUUCUGGUGGCUGGGUUGCCAAGUGUGGCGCCGUACGACUACAACACUUGUAGUGGUGGAUUUUUCCACGAGACCUGCCGUGUCCCACUUUCAUCUCACUGCUGCAAGUCCGGCAUUUUCCUGAGCGCCACCUGUUGUCGCAAUUUCUGCAGCUACCCUGGCUUCAUUUGGUCGACUUCUACGCGCUGCUUUUUUAUAACCGACUCAAUGUGCUGCAGUAAGUCACGAUCCGGAUCUGAAUCCUGUUGCAACGCGGCGAGCUAUUCGAGGACAUCGUCUAGCAGUGUAAAUGGAUACUACACGAGGAGCACCUUCGCGACGUGCCAUAGAGGUAUAUACAGCACCGACUACUGCACUAACAGUCUUUCCACCGGUUGUUGUGGGUAUGGUACUAGCGCCUCCUGCUGCAGACCUUCAACUUGCGUGGGGAGAAAUUGGCGUGGCAUCCUAUCCACCUGCUCCGGUAGUUCAACCUAUUGCUGCUCCUCGUCGAAAUCAUGCUGUGAUUCGUCUGGUUACGACCACGAGCAAAGACAGAAGAGUUACGAAGCAGGGGCCGUCGCCGGCGGGGUGAUUGGUGGCAUUAUCUUGCUCGCCAUCAUCAUCGUAGUACCGGUCUCCGUGGUGUGCUGUUGCAGGGCGAACGGGGCACGUGAGGCAAUCUACGCUAACCAAAACGCUGACGCCACUGUCGUUGCUGUUACUUCGACCAGCAAUCAGACCCAACCUAACCAACCUUACCAAGCGUACCAACCACCACCAUCUGCGAACUACCAGCCACCACCUUACGGAUACAACCCACCACCGGUUUCUAAUAACCAGUAGUUGGCCCAAGCAACUUCGGCACGGCAACCGGGACCAUCGCAGGAAUAAGACACCGACCAGCCAGGCGUAGCUCCUGCAACAAAUGCGUCAGCAGACCCCUUUACCGCCCCAUGAAGUUUAACUAGCAGUUGAAUAGAACACCGUCAUAUCUUACACCACCUUGUCCGCUCUCAGAUAAAUCCGUAGACGUAGUUUCCGCCUCAGUCACGAAUUCUUCGUGCAUGUAAUCGGUUCGAUUUCAAUGAAUUCGUAAUAAUCUAGGGAGAGUUUAGGUGCUCAAAUUUAGUUUCACGAAGUUGCCAAUACCCCCCCCCCCCCCCAUCUCACUUCAUCGAAACUGUCAACGCUUGUACAGCACCUUGUAUGCCCCCCCCCUUGAUUUUUGAUGGGACCAAUUUCUGUUUCGGUCCGACCCCGCAGGCUAUUUCGAUACAUUUGGUGCCUUAUUCGACGAAAAGAAAACGAAGUCUGGAUUAACAAGACCAGCGAUGUUGUUGUUAAUUUACUCCAACCUCUACAUCCGGGGUCUACUUGAUUAGCAAUUCAAAAUGGCUGCACCAUAGACCCUUGACACACCCCUAUGUCACAUGCCGCGUCACCGCCAGAAUCUAGGGGUGACUAUGACAAAAACAUUUUUGCGGCCCACCAAAUAAGUUUUAAAGGGCCAACUUGGGCAUAAGAUAUGUGGUUUUUUUGUACAAAAACGGCUUCCAGCAGGACCGCAACUUCUCCAAACAUUUGAAUGAAAACUCUUUGAAUUGCAAUAUACAAUGCACUAGAACGGGGGGUAACCUUAGGUCUGCCUGAAAUUCGCAAGCCAUGCCCAAAACUACCUUCCAACACUGGUGAAAAUCGUUAUCAGAAAACGGCAUCAGUGUAAUACUACAAGUGGCGGCGCAUGGUGUCAAGUCGGCACAUUAUUCUCCUGGCCAGGUAAAUCACACGCCCAAGUUGUCCCUUUAAAUUGAGAACACGUCAUGGUAGACAUUAAGGAAGAGACUUGACACUGGAUAUAGAGGUUGUAUUUACCCUAACCUGUACAAACUCCCAGUAGGGCCGCCUUUUAGGCUACUAUUGAGAUGCCAAGGCGACGAUUCGGGUCCUUGUAAGGCCAACAAGGCCUCAGAAAGUUUAUAUCAUAAAUCAUAACUGGUGUAGAUGUUUAGAUCAGCAACAGUCAUAUAGAUGACUGAGAAGUGUUCAAGUACUGUAAAUUUUGUGUUCAAAAUUUAUAUGUAAUGUAUAAAAUAAAUGUAAAUGUAGAUGUUUGAAAAUUUCCGUUCAUACAUGCCAUGUAGGUCAACUAGAAUUCUCAUUCUACCAAAGUCAAGGUCAGGGAGGCGGUUGUUCGGCACAUGACGCCACGACAGCCUGCUGACUGGGGCUAAGAAGAGGAAGCUAAGGUGGUUUGGCCACGUGGCAAGACCCAGAACACCCCUUGCGAAUAUCAUCCUGCAGGGCACAGAAAAACUACAAAAUUUGUUGCGACUUUAUCAUAUUGCAUAACAACUUUUAUUAUCUUGUACAGCACCAAAUUAAAAAUGUACAUCGAAUAACCAGCCUAAAAUGAACCGAGGCAGUAAUGCAAUUUCUAUGAGCAAUUUCCAUCAGCCUGGGAUCCAAU